This is a messenger RNA of Punica granatum (pomegranate), 1549 nucleotides long. The record is from RefSeq and is a predicted model, not a curated record. NCBI's taxonomy places the organism in Eukaryota, Viridiplantae, Streptophyta, Magnoliopsida, Myrtales, Lythraceae.
UCCAAGAGACCAUAUAGAAAAGAAGAGAGAUUAGAGAGAAGAACAUUACUAACAUUAGCUUCCAGAGCCUCCAACAUCAUGGGGGACCUGGGUUUGAGCAGCCUUGAUUCUCUCCCAUCCAAGAACGAGUCUUCCUCACAAGAGAAAACGAGGCUGCUCAGAGACAACAGGUCAGAAAAAAGACCCGGAGCCGAUGCCGAUGCCGACGACGAUGGAGAUCUCGAGUUCGACCCGGCUGCACCGCCUCCCUUCAGAAUCGCAGAGAUCAGGGCGGCCAUCCCAAAGCAUUGCUGGGUGAAGAGCCCUUGGCGUUCCCUGAGUUAUGUCCUCAGGGACGUCGUCAUCGUAUUCGCGCUGGCAGGGGCGGCCGCUUAUUUGAAUAGUUGGGCCAUUUGGCCGCUGUAUUGGGCUGCUCAAGGCACCAUGUUCUGGGCCAUCUUCGUUCUCGGUCAUGACUGUGGGCAUGGCAGUUUCUCGGACAAUCCCGAGCUGAACAGUGUGGUUGGGCAUCUGCUUCAUUCUUCAAUUCUUGUACCUUACCAUGGAUGGAGGAUUAGCCACAGGAUUCAUCAUCAGAACCAUGGGCAUGUUGAGAAUGAUGAGUCAUGGGUCCCGCUGACGGAGAGAAUUUACAGGAGCUUGAAUACGAGCACCAAAGUCUUUAGAUUCACUAUCCCCUUCCCGGUUCUUGCCUAUCCCAUGUACCUGCUGUAUCGGAGCCCCGGGAAGGAAGGGUCACAUUUCAACCCCUACAGCAACUUGUUCACAGAAAAAGAACGGAAGGAUGUUGCGAUUUCUACGCUUUGCUGGACAGUGAUGGCCCUAAUCCUCUUCUACCUGUCCUCUGUGAUAGGCGCCGCCCAGCUGUUCAAGGUCUAUGGAGUACCAUAUAUGAUCUUCGUAAUAUGGUUGGACUUAGUCACGUACUUGCACCAUCAUGGCCACGAUGAUAAACUUCCGUGGUAUCGAGGCAAGGAGUGGAGUUAUCUUCGAGGAGGGCUUACGACGGUGGAUCGAGAUUAUGGAAUGUUCAACAGCAUCCACCACGACAUUGGUACCCAUGUCAUUCACCAUCUUUUCCCCCAGAUCCCGCAUUACCACUUAGUUGAAGCGACCAAGGCGGCAAAGCAUGUGCUAGGAAAGUACUACCGAGAACCGACUAAAUCGGGUUUGAUUCCCUUCCACUUGAUCAAGAACCUUGUCCGGAGCCUUAGGCAAGACCACUACGUCAGCGACACCGGAGAGAUUGUUUACUACCAAACGGACCCUCAGCUCUACAAGUUUACUUCGAAAAAAUCCGAAUGAAUCAAUAUCUUAGAAAUAGACCUGAAUGCUCUGUGGAUUUUUGUUGGUAUUUCUUGUGGAAGAUAUACCUAAGCUGGGUGCGAGUUAUCUUCUUCUGAAAAAAAUAAAAGAAUAGGAAGUUGGAAUGAUAUUUUUCUGGAUAAGAGUUGGAAUGAUAUUUUAUUUCCAUGGUCUUUUGAUACUCUGAUUACCGAGACAAGUGAAGACUUACAUAGAGUAUCGAAUAAUAUGAUUGUGCUAUCAA